GCACGUGCAUUCCAACUUUUAAGGUGGAAGAUAACUUAUGUCUGUUCCCAGUGGUACCGCCGGUGGUCACUUUCCCGGCGAGGAAACCGUUGUAAACGGCGAGAGUCAAUAUGUUCGGGGAAUACAGAAGUCUUCCACAUGUGUCGUUAGAAUCUUCCCGUUAUUUCAUUGAGCCAACGAAUUCAAAUUUAUAAUUGCUACCUUUUCAUUUAGCACACCCACUGUUUGUGAAAAUGCCACAAACGCUAUUAUUUUUCUUCUUCACGAGAAAGAGAAAUUAGACAUCCAAGUCUUGAGCUUUCCAUAGGUUUGAGUACAUUGUUUUGUUUUCAUACAGCAGUCUAACGUUAAAGACCCCCAUUUUUAGCUUCCCGUGGGCAUGCUAUGCUAUGCUUCAACGUGAUUUCAAGACAUGGGGUUCCAUCAUUACGAGCUUAUGUUUAGAUGCCAGGCACAAUGAAGCCUUGUCCCUUUUCCAUCACUGCUUAAAGUGUUGUGAAGCUUUCAAACCAGAUCACAGUGUCCUUGCUGCAGUUCUCAAGUCUUGUUCUGCCCUUUUAGCUCCCAACUGGGGCAGAACCCUUCAUAGUUAUAUUGUUAAACAAGGACAUGUUUCUUGCCAGGUUACCAAUAAAGCGUUGCUUAACAUGUAUGCCAAAUGUGGCAUGCUUGAUGAUUGCCACAAGCUGUUUGAUCAGCUCAGUCACUUUGAUCCUGUUAUUUGGAAUAUAGUUUUGUCUGGUUUUUCAGUUUCAGGGUCCUUCAAAUGUGAUGUUGAUGUGAUGAGGGUGUUUAGGAUGAUGCAUUCGAGUGGGGAGGCUAUGCCCAAUUCGGUUACUGUUGCUACUGUCCUUCCUGUUUGUGCUCGUUUGGGGGAUCUUGACGCUGGAAAGAGUGUACAUGCUUAUGUUAUUAAGUCUGGUUUUGAGCAAGACACCAUUGAUGGAAAUGCUCUCGUGUCAAUGUAUGCAAAGUGUGGAUUAGUGUCUCACGGUGCUUAUGUUGUCUUUAAUAACAUUAUUCAUAAAGAUAUUGUUUCUUGGAAUGCAAUGAUUGCUGGCCUUGCUGAGAAUGGGCUAGUGCAAGAUGCAUUCUCAUUGUUCAGUUCAAUGGUGAAAGGACCUACGCGACCAAAUUAUGCAACAGUUGCAAAUAUUCUUCCUGUUUGUGCUUCCUUUGAUAAGAAUGUUGCCUAUAGAUGUGGAAGGCAAAUCCAUUCUUAUUUGCUGCAGUGGCCUGAGUUGUCCACAGAUGUUUCCGUCUGUAAUGCUUUGAUUAGCUUCUACUUAAAAGUUGGACGGAUGAUGGAAGCAGAAUCAUUGUUUUGGGAAAUUGAUGCUAGAGAUUUGGUCUCCUGGAAUGCUAUUAUUUCAGGAUGUACAUCAAAUGGUGAAUGGUUAAAAGCAUUACAUCUGUUUGGUAAUUUAGUAUCUUUAGAGACAUUAUUGCCAGAUUCUGUGACUAUUAUCAGCAUACUUCCAGCUUGUGGGCAAUUGAAAAACUUGCAGGCAGGGAAACAAAUCCAUGCAUAUAUUUUUAGACAUCCUUUCCUCUUUGAAGAUACUACCAUUGGAAAUGCUCUAGUAACUUUCUAUGCAAAAUGUGGCUAUACAGAAGAUGCAUAUCAUACGUUUUCUAUGAUAUCCAGAAAAGAUUUGAUUUCUUGGAAUUCUAUUUUUGAUGCCUUUGGAGAGAAGAGGCAUCAUUUAAGAUUUCAAAGCUUGUUACAUUUGAUGCUUAAAGUAGGAAUUAGACCUGAUUCAGUCACAAUAUUAACCAUAAUUCGUUUUUGUGCUUCUCUAUUGAGAGUAGAAAAGGUUAAAGAAAUACAUAACUAUUCAAUCAGGACUGGAUCUUUAUUAAGUGAUAAUACACCAACAGUUGGGAAUGCAAUACUUGAUGCAUAUGCCAAAUGUGGUAACAUGGAGUAUGCUUACAAAAUGUUUCAGAAUCUAUCCAAAAAUAGGAAUCUGGUCUCAUGCAAUUCACUGAUAUCAGGUUUUGUGGGUUUAGGAUCACAUCAUGAUGCAAAUAUGAUAUUUAGUGGAAUGUCCGACACAGACCUUACCACAUGGAAUCUUAUGGUUCGAGUAUAUGCAGAAAAUGAUUGUCCUGAACAAGCUCUUGAAUUGUUCCAUGAGUUACAAACUGGACGGAUGAAGCCUGAUGCGGUGACUAUCAUGAGCCUCCUUCCAGUAUGUACACAAAUGGCAUCAGCCCACUUGCUAAGCCAGUUUCACGGGUAUAUUAUUAGGUCUUGUUUUGAGGAUCUUCACCUGAAAGGAGCCCUCUUAGAUGCAUAUGCCAAAUGUGGUAUCAUAAGCCGUGCAUAUAAGAUAUAUCAAUCAAGUGCUGAUAAGGAUCUGGUUAUGAUUACUGCUAUGAUUGGUGGCUAUGCUAUGCAUGGCAUGAUUGAAGAAGCACUUCAGAUUUUUUCUCACAUGCUCAUGUUGGGAAUCAAGCCAGAUCAUGUUAUCUUUACUUCCAUAUUAUCUGCUUGCAGUCAUGCUGGCCGCAUAGAUGAAGGACUGAAGAUAUUUUAUUCAAUAGAGAAAAUCCAUGGUAUGAAACCCACUAUGGAGCAAUAUGCUUGUGUGGUGGAUCUCCUAGCUAGAGGUGGCCGCGUUAGUGAAGCAUACUCUCUUGUGACCAGUUUGCCCAUUGAGGCUAACGCUAAUCUUUUGGGGACAUUGCUUGGUGCCUGCAAAACACAUCAUGAAAUAGAAUUAGGGCGAAUUGUAGCAGACAAACUCUUCAAAAUUGAAGCUAACGAUGUCGGAAACUACAUUGUAUUAUCAAAUUUGUAUGCAGCAGAUGCCAGAUGGGAUAGUGUAAUGGAAGUCAGAAAGUUGAUGAGGAACAAAGAUUUGAAAAAGCCAGCAGGAUGCAGCUGGAUCGAAGUUGAGAGGACAAAUAACAUUUUUAUGGCUGGAGACUGUUCACACCCUCAAAGAAGCAUUAUUUACAGUACACUACAAACAUUGGAUCAACAAAUUAAAGAACCCUUGGAAUUUUAGCUUAAUCUUGUGCAUCAUGGCAUUCAUGAAGACAUUUAUUUUUCUUUAAAUAGGAUGAAAAAUACGUGUAUAGAUCAUGGCUUAAAAAAUUGAGUAGUUUAAACUAAUCAUUAAUAGAUAAACUAUU
This is a messenger RNA of Abrus precatorius (Indian licorice), 3144 nucleotides long. Its product is annotated as putative pentatricopeptide repeat-containing protein At5g08490. The transcript has a single exon. The coding region runs from base 390 to 3017 and encodes 875 amino acids. Lineage: Eukaryota; Viridiplantae; Streptophyta; Magnoliopsida; Fabales; Fabaceae. Gene Ontology annotation, biological process: RNA modification. The record is from RefSeq and is a predicted model, not a curated record. Gene Ontology annotation, molecular function: RNA binding; protein binding.